UUAGGAAUUACUCCUUGAUGGAAGAGAAUUGCAGUAACGUAAGGAGACCUCCAGGAGCUUAUGAGGAAAUUGUGGAAUCACAGGAACUACAAGGCGCACGAAAUCCUCCAAGCUGUUGUAAUGUGGAGUAAAAAGAGGUUUCAAUUCACUUGACAAGGAGAUCCGAGAGAUGUUUUUUCUUGAUUCCUGAACGCUCUUCAU
Messenger RNA from Phyllotreta striolata, 201 nucleotides. The record is from the annotation of a GenBank genome assembly. NCBI's taxonomy places the organism in Eukaryota, Metazoa, Arthropoda, Insecta, Coleoptera, Chrysomelidae.